Molecule: messenger RNA, 936 nt
Organism: Lichtheimia ornata
Lineage: Eukaryota; Fungi; Mucoromycota; Mucoromycetes; Mucorales; Lichtheimiaceae
Exons: 7
Coding region: 1-936 (311 amino acids)
Cellular component (GO): membrane
Molecular function (GO): signaling receptor activity
Source: RefSeq, a predicted model, not a curated record
AUGACCCAAUCGAACAACGAGAUCGAUGAAAGAACAGCUCUGCUUGAACAGCAGCAUAAUUUCAGCCACUACAACACCACAUUGACGUGGUCCGAAUUGCCAAAAUGGAUGCAAGAUAAUAUCUUCAUUACAUCAGGUUAUCGAUCACCGAAUAAUAGCUAUCGUCGUUGUUUUCAAAGCCUGUUUUAUCUUCAUAACGAAAGUGUCAAUAUUUGGAGUCACCUCCUUGGUCUGGUGCUUUUCAUUGUUCUUUCUCUCCACUUUUUCUUGUAUCCACAUUCAUUUGCAGACUCCUUGACCACCUUUGAUUAUGUCUAUUUUUGCAGCUUUAUGGCAGGUGCCAUGCUGUGUCUUGGAUUCAGCAGUGGAUACCAUUGCUUUUGUAGCCAUUCGGAGCUCGUUGCAGCACAAUGGAACAGGUGCGAUUACACAGGCAUCGUGACCCUGAUUGUGGGUUCCUUUUAUCCAGUCCUCUACUAUGGAUUCCAUUGCCAUCCCACUCCACAAGUGGUCUAUCUAGCUGUGAUCACUGCAUUGGGUGUUCUCACGGCGGCUGUCGUGUUGCUCAGGCAUUUCAGGACACCGGCAUAUCGAUGGAUGCGUACAGGGCUCUUUCUUGCUCUUGGUCUUUUUGGUAUUGUUCCUACAUUGCAUGGCAUUUGUUUGUAUGGCAUUGGGACUUCCUUGGAUACCAUCUCUCUGGGAUACCUUGUUGUCAUGGCAGUGUCAUACGUGAGUGGAGCAUUGAUUUAUGCAUGCAGAAUUCCAGAACGAUGGUUUCCUGGCAAAUUUGAUAUCUGGUUUGCAUCCCAUCAAAUCUUCCAUAUGCUCGUUCUUGUUGCCGUGAUUUCUCAUUACCUUGGCGUCAUGCAGGCCAUGACCUAUUGGCAUACCAAUGGUAGCAAAAGUGCAUGUAUCCAGCUGUUCACAUCAUAG